Musa acuminata AAA Group (dessert banana) is the source of this 662-nucleotide messenger RNA. Its product is annotated as transcription factor DIVARICATA. The record is from RefSeq and is a predicted model, not a curated record. Gene Ontology annotation, molecular function: DNA binding. The transcript is spliced from 2 exons. Lineage: Eukaryota; Viridiplantae; Streptophyta; Magnoliopsida; Zingiberales; Musaceae. The coding region runs from base 37 to 612 and encodes 191 amino acids.
CCGUCCCGUCUCGCUUACGUGGGCAACUCGGCGAGCAUGUUCUCGGGGCAGCAGCUAGCGGGGGUCCCGCGGCCGUGGACGCGGGCGGAGGACAAGCUCUUCGAGACGGCGCUGGUGGUGUACUCGGAGGGCACCCCGGACCGGUGGUCAGCCAUCGCGGAGCAGCUACCGGGGCGGAGCGCCGCCGAGGCGUGGGAGCGCUACCAGGCGCUGGUCCAUGACUGCGACAUGAUCGAGCGGGGGAUGGUGGAGCUCCCCGAGUGCUGGGGCGAGUACGAAGACGGCGGGGAUCUCGACGGCUCGGACGGCGGGGCGGAAGGCAACCAGCAGACCGCCAGGACCAGGAGGGAGGAGCGUAAGCGCGGUGUCCCCUGGACCGAGGAGGAACACCGGUUGUUCUUGGAAGGACUGAGCAAGUACGGAAAGGGAGACUGGAGGAACAUCUCGAGGUGGGCGGUGAAGACGAGGACGCCGACGCAGGUCGCCAGCCACGCGCAGAAGUUCUUCAUCCGGCAGAGCCAGAACGCGGGCAAGAGCCGGGAGACCAAAAGGAAGAGCAUCCAUGACAUCACCUGUCCUUCUCCAAGUAGCAGCAUGUCUUGCCUGAAAUAGAAGUAGAUUGUACAGGCUUCUUCUUCAUCGUGUAUGAAUGACGGACAGUA